Molecule: messenger RNA, 1896 nt
Organism: Pieris macdunnoughi
Lineage: Eukaryota; Metazoa; Arthropoda; Insecta; Lepidoptera; Pieridae
Source: the annotation of a GenBank genome assembly
AUGAAGUUAAACUUAAAGAGGGCUGGUUGCUCACAGAUUGACUCCGUGUGGGGCUGGGCUUCGCCCCCGCUGCGUUUGCAGCUGGGAAACACGCGCGGGCACAAAAGGAUGGGUGAAGGUGGAUCUCCCGGAGGUGGUGGCAGUGGUGUGGGCGGUGGUGGUGCGCGCCUGUCCCACACUUCUGAAAAGCACCCUCGCUCCAUUCUUGGAGAACUGUCUGCGCUGCGUCGCCAUCGGGAGCUGUGUGAUGUUGUCCUUAAUGUUGCCAAUAGAAAGCUCUUUGCACACAGGGUAAUAUUGUCAGCAUGCAGCCCUUAUUUCCGUGCAAUGUUUACGGGCGAGUUGGCGGAAUCUCGGGCAACCGAAGUGACCAUUCGUGAUGUAGACGAGCAUGCUAUGGAGCAGCUGAUUGAAUUCUGCUACACUGCACAUAUUGUUGUAGAAGAGAGCAAUGUGCAGGCGCUUCUACCAGCAGCUUGCCUACUACAGCUGCAGGAAAUACAAGAGGUGUGCUGCGAGUUCCUCAAGAGACAACUAGAUUGUUCGAAUUGCCUUGGAAUACGCGCCUUUGCCGACACACACUCUUGCCGCGACCUUUUACGUAUUGCUGAUAAGUUCACGCAGCAAAACUUUCCUGAGGUAAUGGAAAGUGAAGAAUUCCUCUUACUGCCAGCGGCACAGCUGAUCGACAUUGUGUCGUCCGACGAGCUGAAUGUCCGCUCUGAGGAGCAAACCUUCCAGGCCGUUAUGUCAUGGGUCAAGUAUAACGUUGCUGAGAGGAGGCAGCACCUAGCUCAGGUGUUGCAACAUGUAAGACUGCCAUUACUAAGUCCAAAGUUCCUUGUUGGGACCGUAUCUGCCGAGCUGCUGAUACGAGCCGACGAUGCUUGCCGGGACCUCCUUGAUGAGGCCAAGAACUACCUUCUACUUCCCCAAGAAAGACCUUUAAUGCAGGGACCAAGGACCAGACCUCGAAAACCCACCAGAAGAGGCGAAGUUCUAUUCGCUGUGGGCGGUUGGUGUUCAGGCGAUGCAAUAGCUUCAGUAGAGCGAUUCGAGCCAGCGAGUGGUGAUUGGAAAAUGGUCGCGCCCAUGAGCAAACGGCGGUGUGGCGUUGGCGUAGCUGUACUACAUGAUUUAUUGUAUGCAGUUGGUGGACAUGAUGGCCAGAGCUACCUAAAUAGUAUUGAACGAUAUGACCCCCAAACCAACCAGUGGUGUGGCGCUGUAGCACCGACCUCAUCCUGUCGUACGUCAGUUGGCGUUGCGGUGUUGGAGGGCGCAUUGUACGCUGUGGGUGGACAAGAUGGCGUACAGUGCCUUAAUCAUGUGGAACGGUACGACCCCAAGGAGAACCGAUGGACCAAGGUGGCAGCAAUGACGACUCGCCGCCUGGGCGUGGCCGUAGCAGUGCUGGGUGGAUACCUGUACGCUGUGGGUGGGUCAGAUGGACAGUCGCCUCUCAAUACGGUAGAACGAUACGAUCCCCGUGCUAACAAAUGGACGGCGGUAGCUGCAAUGUCUACCCGGCGCAAACAUCUCGGCUGUGCAGUAUUUGAUGGACAAAUCUAUGCUGUUGGAGGAAGGGAUGACUGCACGGAGUUAUCAUCGGCUGAACGGUACGAACCGUCAACAGACACAUGGUCUCCCGUAGUGGCGAUGACGUCACGGCGUAGUGGAGUUGGGCUUGCCGUCGUCAACGGACAAUUGUACGCUGUCGGCGGGUUUGACGGAACCGCUUAUCUUAAGUCUAUUGAGGUGUAUGACCCGGAAUCGAACCAGUGGCGACUUUGUGGAGCCAUGAACUACCGCCGUCUGGGAGGAGGCGUCGGCGUUAUGCGAGCGCCGCAUCAUGAUAACCAUUAUAUAUGGAAUCGCAAAGACUCGGUGGUGUAA